GAAUAAAAAAUCAACCAUGGCCAGAAAAUCCAAAGGAAGCCGCUCAUCCACUCGAGCUGUAAAGCAAACCGAUCAUUUCCAAGUUGAUGUGAAACUCCAAAGUCGUCCCGAUCAUGUCAGAGCUCCAAGGGCGAACAAUGAGAAUGUCAACUAUACCCCAGUGAAAGAGGCAAAGAUUCAGAAGAUUUUGGACCAUCAGCUGUAUAAUACUCACUAUGUCGAGUAUCAGGUGGAAAUGAGCGAUGGAACGGAAGAAAUGUUGACUGAAUUUGAUUUUGAUAACAAAAAGACUCAAAAGAUGCUCGCAGAGUACAAGUUCAAGGUUACAGAGCUGGAGGAUGAUGGAAGUAAAGAAUACGUUGUGGAGAAGAUCGUCGCCCAUCGUUACCCAAACGAUAGGCUGAAUCAGCCUUUGUACCUCGUCAUGUGGCGCGGGUUCCCCGAUCCGGUAUCUAACACGGAAAUGUGGGGAGAAGAGCUUGAGAACUGUCAAGAGCUUCUCGAUGCCUAUAAUGAAGAGCAUGAUAUUGAUCUUUCAAAGACAGUAAUGAACAAGCCUCCGAAGAAAUCAAAGCACCAAGAUACUUCUGACGAUUCUGAGGAGUCUGAAGAUGAGGAAGAAAAGUCACCCAGGAAAAGAUCCUCCAAGAAACGUCGAGCUGCUUCUGUUUCUGAUUCCGAUUCUGACUCCGACUCCGAUUUUGACAAGAAGAAGUGGAAAAAAAAUAAGGCCAAGCGAUCCAAGCGUGAUGACUCUUCUGAUGAUGACUCCGAAAUGGAGAGACGCAGAAAGAAGUCGAAGAAGUCGAAGAAAUCUAAGAAGUUCAAGAAAUCUGAGAAGAGAAAGCGUGCAGUGAACGAUUCUUCAUCUGAUGAUGAAGAUGAGGAGGAGAAGCCUGAGAAACGCUCCAAAAAGAGCAAGAAAGCUGUCAUAGAUUCAUCUUCGGAGGAUGAAGAAGAGGAAAAGUCCUCCAAAAAGCGUUCCAAAAAGAGCAAGAAAGAGUCCGAUGAAGAACAACAAGCUUCUGACAGUGAGGAGGAAGUAGUCGAGGUGAAGAAAAAUAGCAAGUCGCCAAAGAAGACUCCUAAGAAGACCGCUGUCAAGGAGGAAUCCGAAGAAUCUUCUGGCGACGAGGAAGAGGAGGUUGUGAAGAAGAAGAAGUCCUCCAAGAUAAACAAGCGAAAAGCAAAGGAGUCCUCGUCUGACGAGGAGGAAGAGGUUGAAGAAUCGCCGAAAAAGAAAACAAAGUCCCCAAGGAAGUCUUCCAAAAAAUCGGCUGCUAAGGAAGAAUCGGAAGAAGAGUCCUCUGACAAUGAAGAGGAGGAGGAGGUUGAUUAUUCCCCGAAAAAGAAGGUCAAGUCUCCAAAAAAGUCCUCCAAGAAGCCAGCCGCGAAGGUGGAAUCGGAAGAACCUUCUGACAAUGAGGAGGAGGAGGAGGAGGUUGAAGAAUCUCCCAUAAAGAAGGACAAGACUCCGAGGAAGUAUUCCAGGAAAUCAGCCGCGAAGGUGGAAUCGACAGAGUCCUCUGGCAAUGAAGAGGAGGAGGAGGUUGAGGAAUCCCCGAAGAAGAAGGGUAAGACUCCGAGAAAGUCUUCCAAGAAAUCAGCCGCCGUGGAGGAAUCGGAUAAUGAGGAAGAAGACGUUGAGGAAUCUCCGAAGAAGAGAACGUCUCCAAGAAAGUCUUCCAAGAAGCGGGCCGCCAAGGAAGAAUCAGAAGAAUCUUCGGAUAAUGAAGUAGAGGAGGUUGAGGACUCCCCAAAAAAGAACGACAAGACUCUGAGAAAGUCUCCCAGAAAGCCAGCCGCGAAGGUGGAAUCGGAAGAGUCCUUUGGCAAUGAAGAGGAGGAAGAGGUUGAGGAAUCCCCGAAGAAGAAGGGUAAGACUCCGAGAAAGUCUUCCAAGAAAUCAGCUGCUAAGGAAGAAUCGGAAGAGUCCUCUGACGAUGAAGAAGAGGAGCAAGCCGAGGAGACCAACGGAUCCCACACCGAGAGUCCAACAAAGAGCAAGACCGAUGAGUCCGAUAACUCUACGUCCUCCGAUGAAGACGACGAAUAGAGUGGCACACUGACAUGAUCUUCAAUUUGUUCUUUCGCAUCUCAAUUUUUUCCAUACCUGUCCUGUUUCUCUUAUUCCAUUUGAACUUUAAACUAUCGAUAAUUCUCCAUAAACUGAAUUUUUUUGUUUACACCGAAUAAAAAUUUUUACUC
Messenger RNA from Caenorhabditis elegans, 2208 nucleotides. It is a transcript of the gene cec-8, whose product is annotated as Chromo domain-containing protein. Gene Ontology annotation, biological process: chromosome attachment to the nuclear envelope. The transcript has 5 exons. The coding region runs from base 17 to 2056 and encodes 679 amino acids. Lineage: Eukaryota; Metazoa; Nematoda; Chromadorea; Rhabditida; Rhabditidae. The record is from RefSeq and is marked reviewed.